This is a messenger RNA of Medicago truncatula (barrel medic), 1410 nucleotides long. RefSeq names its product pentatricopeptide repeat-containing protein At4g16390, chloroplastic. Bases 1 to 1410 code for a protein of 469 amino acids. The record is from RefSeq and is a predicted model, not a curated record. Gene Ontology annotation, biological process: positive regulation of translation. Gene Ontology annotation, cellular component: chloroplast stroma. NCBI's taxonomy places the organism in Eukaryota, Viridiplantae, Streptophyta, Magnoliopsida, Fabales, Fabaceae. Gene Ontology annotation, molecular function: rRNA primary transcript binding; protein binding; mRNA binding. The transcript has a single exon.
AUGAAAAAGUUUCGGGAAAUUAAGAAUUUUGAAAAUGCAGAGAAACUGUUUGAUGAAAUGCUUCAAAGAGGGGUGAAGCCUAAUGUUGUUACGUUUUCGACGAUGAUUACUUGUGCUGAGCUGUGUUCGAUGCAUCAUAAGGCUGUGGAGUGGUUUGAGAUGAUGGGCUCGUUUGAAUGUAAACCGAGUGAUGAUCUGUCAGCCACUAUAAUUGGUUCUUAUGCAUGCGUUGGUGAUGUUGAUACAGCUUUGAGAUUGUAUGAUUGUUCGAAGAAGGAGAAAUGGGACCAUGAUAAGAGGGUGUUCACGGCGUUGAUUAAGAUGUAUGGGAAUUUGGGGAAUUAUGAUGGAUGCGAGAGUAUUUACAAUGAUAUGAAGGUUCUUGGUGUUAAGGUAAACUACACAACAUACACUAGUAUGUUGUAUGCCAUGGAAAAUGCUAAGAGGGCAUGGAAAGCUAAGGCUAUAUAUGAGGAGAUGUUAACCAAUGGAUUUUCACCAGACGGUUCAACCUACAGAGUUGUUUUGAAGGCGUAUUGUACAGGAAGGUAUAAAGAUGAUGCUUUGAGUGUGUAUAAGGAAAUGAAAGAAAAGGGAAUCAAUAUCGGUAGAAUUCUGUAUAAUAUGCUUCUUAAAAUGUGCGCUGAUGUUGGUUAUGUAGAUGAAGCUGUUGAAAUAUUUAAAGAUAUGAAACAUUCUGAAACUUGCCAUCCAAACAGUUUUACAUACUCAUCAAUGGUUAACAUGUACUCCUGCACCGGAAACUUUUCUGAGGCAGAAGACAUGUUGAAUGAAAUGAUUGGUGGUGGAUUUGAGCCUAAUAUUUCCAUUCUGACAUCUCUCAUUGGUUGCUAUGGAAAUGCCAAACGAACUGAUGAUGUUGUGAGGAUAUUUGAUAAACUUUUGGAUUUAGGUAUUAGUUCUGAUGAUCGCUUGUGCGGCCGUCUUCUGCAUGUAAUGACACGAAUACCAAAACAAGAACUUGGUAAAAUAACAGAUUGCAUUGAGAAGGCUAAUCCAAAGCUUGGUUUUGUGGUUAGAAAUUUGAUGGAAGAGAGGGAGGGUGCAGAUUUUAGGAAGGAGGCAUUAGAACUUUUUAAUUCAAUUGAUGACUACGUUAUAAAGAAGUCUUUGUGCAACAACCUCAUUGAUCUUUGUGUCAGUAUGGAAGUUCAGGAUAGAGCUCACGACCUUUUUGACUUGGGACUUAGUCUUGAGAUAUAUACAGAUAUACAAAACAGAUCUCAAACUAAGUGGUCUUUGCAUUUAAAGAGUCUCUCAACUGGAGCUGCUCUAACAGCCUUACUUGUUUGGAUAAAUGAUUUGUCUAAGGCUUUGGAAUCAGGGAAGGAGCUUUCCACCAGUACUUGGAAUUUAUACCGGGACUCAAAAAAACAAGUCGGCACCUAG